Messenger RNA from Brachypodium distachyon (stiff brome), 2769 nucleotides. RefSeq lists its product as uncharacterized. The transcript has 9 exons. NCBI's taxonomy places the organism in Eukaryota, Viridiplantae, Streptophyta, Magnoliopsida, Poales, Poaceae. Gene Ontology annotation, cellular component: RNA polymerase I transcription regulator complex. Gene Ontology annotation, biological process: transcription by RNA polymerase I. The coding region runs from base 208 to 2481 and encodes 757 amino acids. The record is from RefSeq and is a predicted model, not a curated record.
CCUCGCGCGAGCGCCGCCACCGCAGGUUGAUCUCUCGUUCGAUUCUCUCGCUCCCGACCGUUUCUCCUCCCAUCACCCCACGAACGGAUUCCGCCCUUUAGCUCCCCGUUUCAUCUCCUUAAUCUUCCUCAAUUCGUACCUGAGGCAAAAGUCAAGGUAGCCCUACCUUUCCCUACUGGGUCCUCUGCCCGUGCCCCGCCGCAUGUCAUGGCUGGACCGACGCUGCCCUCGCCAUCUUUAUCAGCUUUCACCCCCGUCAAGAAAGAGCAUGAAGCCGACGUCGCAGCAGCUGCCGCCGCUCAUGCGCCGCGCCCACCACCCCACGAGAAGCGCCACCAUGACCGCCUUCCCAUAACCCCAACCCAGCAGAUUCUCACUCCGCAAACUACUCCGUCAGGCUCUUUGAGGACCGAUUCCUUCACGGUGAAGCGAGGCGGUGAGCCGGCCCUAACACCGAAGACUGUGCCCACCUCCAUAAAGCGUGAUCCUGACGCUGACGCGGAGUCAGGCAACCAUGCCGAAUGGAAAAACCUGCGCACCCCACCCCACAAGAAGCGCCGCGGUGACCUUUCCCUGGUAGCCUCAACCCAGCCCCUUUUCUCGCCCACAACCAGCCAAUCGGACAAUUCAAGGGCCCAAUCCUUCACGGUCCAGCGAGACGGUGAGCUGGACCUAACGCCGAAGAUUGCGUCCACCAUCAUAAAGUGUGAGCCUGACGUCGAUGCCGGCAAGGAUUCAGUAGGGAAGGUAGUCAGGAGACGGCACCCUGACCCCCACUCAAGACCCAAGGUAGCGCAUGCCCCCACCCUGUGGGUCAACCGAGGCCGCCUUGGCCAUCUCCUCCAUGAUCUCGCUCGAGCACACAAGUGGCAUGAUGCUGCUGGCGUCUUCUCAGCGCUCCUACCUGGAAUCCUGCAGCCUGACUCCUUUGGGGAAGCCCACCGCAUUUUCGUGGAUGCGAUGGAGAUCCAUAGGCGGCUUGCUGAGGACAGCGGCAUUCAGCUGGGCGGCAGGAGCAGGUACUACCUCAGGACGCUAAAGGUUUUCGAUGUUUGGAUGCGGCGGUUAAUUUGGUUGCCCACUAGUGCAAAAAAACACUUGGUUAAACUCGAAUUGGCCAUGUUCCAUCUCUCCCAAGGCAAGAUCGGCGAUGCAUAUAAUUUGACGAAAAGUCUUAUUGCUAUGGAUGGGCUACAAACAGAACCAACUCUGAAUCUGAUACAUGGCUUGAUAUCAUACGAUAAAUGGUAUUCUGGCUUGCCCAAAGAUAUGCAACUUGAGGGGUUUGAUAUCUAUAACGAAGCAUGCACGAUUUCGGUGGAGUCUAAUGGCUUUGGAGAAAAUCGUCUCCAGGAUAGUUCAAAUGACAAUUGCAGCAUUGAUGUUGAUGAUGCCAGUUUACCUUCUUGCUCUUCACAAAGUUCAAUCAAUAUUGAGAACAUAGACAAAAAAUGGAAGAUUUCCAAGAAACCUGGUUUUCUUCAUCCUGUUAAGGAAAAUGAUUCGGUUGGAUCACAAGUGAACGAAGAAGUGGUUGAUACAGAUUUCCGAAGCGUAUUUUUUAAUACUUCUGAUAGCCCUACAUGCGGAUUGGAAAAAAGCUUGUUGCCGUUACGGCUAAAGUGUGCUCCUGACACCUCAAAUGAUUCCUUUGAUUCGUACUGGAAGUACAAGUCAACAACUAAUUCCUGCUAUGAAGAGGCAGUAAAAUGUUUAAGAUUGGCUCUUCAUUCAUCACCGCCAGUAAUGUCCGCCUUAUUGCCAUUAAUACAGAUUCUUCUGCUUGGUGAUAAACUGAAAGAUGCACUUGUUGAACUUGAGGAGACCUGCCGCAGUUCAACUACGGCACUUCCUUUCAGAUUGAGAGGUAGACUGUUAGAGUAUUUUGACCAAAACCAAGUAUCAACUAUCUCUUGUUGCUAUGAGGAGGCUUUGCGGAGAGAUCCUACAUGUGGUCACUCGGUUGAGAGGCUAAUUGAAAUGCACAGAAAAGGAUACUAUAAUUCCGUCCAGCUGCUUGAGGCAAUAGCUUUGCAUUUGGAUUCAGUGAAUGGGAAACCUUUUAUCUGGGAGGAGCUUGUAUCAUGCUUCCUUCGACUUUUUUCUCAUCGGACUGCUGACUAUGAGGAUUGUAUUUCUUGUAACAUUCAAGGAGAUACAGCAAUUGCAGCUUUUAGUAGCAUGUCUUCAGUAUUCUUUGAACAACAUAAAAGAGAAUCAUGGAAGCUCCGCUGCAGAUGGUGGAUGAAUCAUCAUUUCAGCCAAAGCAUCUAUACAUCAGAAACCUUGAAAGGUGAUUGCAAGCUCCUCGCUUCUAAAGCAGCUUGUGCUACUCACUUGUUUGGACCCAGAUUCAAAUAUGUCGGAGCAGUUAACAACUAUCUUUUCGAGCAAAAAGCCAAGGAUGAACUCCAAUUCUUAUCCAGGAAUAUGGGAAAUUCUGUGAAACUAUUACAAUCUUUGGAGAAACUAACGCCAUGAUUCUGAUUGUUUCAAUUUUCCGUUUGCAUGGCGUACUUGAUGUUGUAGCUUGUAAGUACAAUUUUGAUGUGAUAUUUGUACUUCCUAGUGCCUCUCAAUUUGAGGUUAAUUUUUGUAAGAUUGGAUCAACGUAUUUAUUCUAGCCCUGACAUAUUGUGUUGGUAUUAAUUCUAGCCCCUAAAGAGCCAUGUGCAAGGCCGUUUCUGUUGGGAGGGUUUUUAUCUAAACACAUAUGUAAUGCUUAUUUGGGGUGACCUAAUACAUCAAGAUUUGUGCCACUUCUAUUUA